Messenger RNA from Suncus etruscus (white-toothed pygmy shrew), 799 nucleotides. RefSeq names its product transmembrane BAX inhibitor motif containing 4 (gene TMBIM4). NCBI's taxonomy places the organism in Eukaryota, Metazoa, Chordata, Mammalia, Eulipotyphla, Soricidae. Gene Ontology annotation, biological process: negative regulation of apoptotic process. Gene Ontology annotation, cellular component: membrane. The record is from RefSeq and is a predicted model, not a curated record. Bases 70 to 783 code for a protein of 237 amino acids. The transcript has 7 exons.
UCGGGUUCCGUCGCAAACGGCGUUUCGGUCGAAGCUCCGCCGAGGCGGUCCGGGGUCUGCGCCGCCGCCAUGGCCACGCCGAGCCUCUCCUCGUGCUCCUCCAUCGAGGACGACUUCAACUAUGGCAGCUCGGUGGCGUCGGCGAGCGUGCACAUCCGAAUGGCAUUUCUAAGAAAAGUCUACAGCAUCCUUUUUCUACAAUUUCUUUUAACUACGGCAACAACUGCAGUAUUUUUAUACUUUGACUGCAUGCGGACAUUUAUACAGGAGAGUCCUGUUCUAAUAUUGGCAUCAACGUUCGGAUCCAUAGGCUUGAUUUUCGCGUUGACUUUAAACAGACAUAAGCAUCCCCUGAAUCUGUACCUGCUUUGUGGAUUUACACUGUUGGAAUCUCUGACGUUGGCCUCUAUUGUUACUUUCUAUGAUGUACAUGUUGUUAUGCAAGCGUUUAUGCUGACUACUGCAGUUUUUCUUGUUCUGACUACCUAUACUCUACAAUCAAAGAGAGAUUUCAGUAGACUUGGAGCAGGAUUGUUUGCUGCUUUGUGGAUUUUAAUUUUGUCAGGAAUCUUGGGGAUAUUUCUGCAAAAUGAGACCGUGGAGUUGGUCCUGUCUGCUCUGGGGGCCCUUGUGUUCUGUGGAUUUAUCAUCUAUGACACGCACUCACUAAUGCACAAGCUCUCCCCUGAAGAGUAUGUGUUAGCUUCCAUCAAUCUCUACUUGGAUAUCAUCAAUCUGUUCUUGCAUCUGUUGCGACUUUUGGAAGCAGCUAAUAAGAAAUAAAGUUUAAAAUAUAAUA